UCUUCGAAAAGCAUCCUUCCGUUUCGAAAAUCCUCGUGCACGUGUGUGCGUGAAAGCCUUCGGUGACUUUUGCAAGUCCUGUCAGUGCUUACGUAACGUUGUUGACAUCGCGCGCGCUUCCAGCGAAAGCAGCUGAGCAGGAUACAGCGGAUGAUGCACGUAAUGAGGUCGCAAGGAGUAUUCCAUUCAUGAUCAGAGAGAACUCCCCUUCUGCUGCACUCCCCUUUUUAACCAACAGUACCAGAACUGUUUGCCAGAGCCCGCUUUUGGGUGAGUAUAUCCCUGCUCUCCGAGUGUAUUUCUAUAUGCGCACACUGAUUGAAACAAAAAUUCGUUCCCAAAGACCGGCCCCGUGAGAGAGAAUAAUUUCGUCCUUUUGAUGCCGAUAGGCCUUCUCUUUGGUAGGUGUACAAGUGGGACAAACUCGUGCACAGUGCGUUGGCACACGAAAGUACAACAGAGAAAGCCUUCUAUAUCCGCCCGUCUGCCCGUCAGUAUACCCACAUCCAGACGGCUCGCAGAAAAAAGGAUAUCAGGAAGGAACACACAAAAAAAAAUACGUGGAACAAAAUUCUGCAGUAGUGCUUUUCUUUCUGUCGUAAACGGAGCGGCCGUGCGUUAUAUCGCGACGUUCGAACGUCGGGAAUGUGGACGGAAUGUAGAUUUCUUUAACUGGGGUUCGCAGGUUCGUGGCCUGCAAAAAGUAACCCAUCAUAAAUCCAGCAAACGGCACCAGACAUCGUGAAACGGUUGUGAGGACAGUCGUAAUCAAAAAGGAUAUUCCAUUGCCAUUAGAAAGGGCACAAAGUGAACCUGCAAAAGUAUACCAGGAAGCGCCAGGCGGAUAAGGAUAAGGCGAGUGGCGGAAGUGAAUGAAACGGUGAAGAACUUCAUCACACAUCUUGAACCAUCGUUCAUCGACCGAUAAGUGUCAUAUUAGCAAUUUGCUAAUGCAGUCAAAGUUCUACGCAAGGAAUAGCACCACCACUAUCAGUGAACGAUGGCUUCGCAGAAUGGGCGCGAAUCGAAGGAUGGUCUCACACAAGCAGGAGGAGCAAGUGGUCCCUCCACGAAUGGUCCGCUGCAACAUGCGCAGCACCAGCAGCAGCAGCAGGAGCAUUCAUGUGAAAUCUGUGGCAUGUCAGGCCUGUCGGAUGAUGCGAUGCGUGACCAUACACGACAAUACCACGUGGAGGGAAGUGCACAGUGUCCCUUCUGUGGGUUGUCCGGUGUGCCGGCAGCCGAGCUACUGCUCCAUGUGAACCAAGCUCACCUGGACUACCUGACGCCCGAGAACGAACUGAUGAGCUUCAUUGACGAUCAAACACCAAGUGUCGACGGUGAUUCGGAUUCCAUCUCCGACUGUCGUGGUUUAUCGCCUUCGAUUACAUCCGAGCUACUGACACCGAUGUCGUCUAAUGGAAUGAAAGCGGGUUUCAAUGGGAUUAGUACCACUACCAACAACACAACCAUAACCAGCAGCAGUAGCAAUAGUGGCAACGGUAUGAUGUUGACCAGUGGCAGUGGAAGUUUCACAACCGUUUCGUCCAAUGCUGGUAGUUACAGCAAUCAUCAACAUGCUUCUUCCCAUCAACCGAGUGCGACGCAAACGCAUCAAAACGGUGCAAAUGGUGCACCGCUGACAGGGAAGAUGGUCGGAAGCUCUUCAACCGCUGCUAGCAGCAGCAUGAGUAGCAGCCGAUCCAGUUUGGGAAGUAGUAGUACUAAUCUGAGCAAUGGAUUACCGAACGGUACCACGUCGGCGGCGGCACACAGUACGAAUGGUAAAUCUACCAGCCAGCAUUAUCACUUCCCCGACGUUACGAUGGCAUCGGGUAGUAAUGGUAGCAUUGCUGGUGAAACGCAUACCAAUGGUACGGGAAGUGGUGGAAGUGGCCCGGUAAUGAACGGGGGUGGUGCCGGAUGUACAACACCCGCUGGUGCCGGUGCUGGUGGGCAAGGUUCACCGUUAAGAUCACAGCUAGGAUUGAAACUGAAGUCCCACAAACCCACAUCGUUUAGUAUCGCAACAACGGGCUCGGAGGUGGCGAAUGGACCCGUCGUUACAGGAGCGGGUGCCAUUUGUCCAGCCACUAUGACGAUUACAACGACAGUGGCCACCACGAUCACAACGAAACAAGCGAGUCCUCUUCAGUGUUUGCUGUGCCCGUACACCUCUGACAAUCCAACAGUGUUAGAGGAACACAUAAACCGUUCACACUUUGAUCCGCUUAGCCCGGGUGUGAAUGGGGCGGGUGGUGGUGCUGGUCCGGGCGGUGGUGGAGCAGCAGGUGGAAGUGGGCAACACGUGGAUACACUAAGCGUGCUACAGUGUCCCAUCUGCAACCGAACCUUUGAGUCUGGUUCGGAUCUGGAAUUGCACGUAAACAUCGAGCACAGGGAUAUACUUAGCCCCGCGAAGGCCGACAGUGGUCGGGCUACGAACGGAACACCGUCCGGUGCUGCGGCACACAAUGGUAGCUAUGGCGGAAGUACCAGUAGCCUCUGCCCCGUGUGUGGAAUUUCAUUCGAUCACAUGAAAACGCAGGACAUGGAGUACCACAUCGAGAAGCACUUUUCCAAAAGCCCGCAGAAUCCGUACCAGGGUGGUGCCGUUGGGGGUGGUGGUAACAAUCCUUCAGCAGUGGCGGUGGACUUGGAGAAACAGGCGCAAAAAUUACGCGAACAGCGUGAGUUCGAAAUGUUACGCGCACAGUACGGUAUGGAUGAUCAGGGCAAUUUCCGGGAGCAAUCGGCAGCCGCAAUGCAGCGGGCAGUGUAUGCGGGUGAGAUGAGCGUGGCGGAUUACUACGAGCGACAGGUUGGGUUGCGGGCGGCUGAAUCACAUGGCGUAGAUGAUGGUUCGUCCUGCACGAAAUCGGUAUCACCGCGUGUACUGUCGCUGUCAUCAUCCUCACCGAAUGUGAUCAAAACGUACGUCUGCUCGAGCGUUGAUCACUAUGCAUCGAGCUAUGGCGACAAGGGCUGGGGUUGUGGCUAUCGAAACUUGCAGAUGAUGCUCUCGUCCUUGCUGCAGAACACCUCGUACAACGAAGCUCUGUAUUCUGCCUGGGGAUCGCAUGGGCCGGCACGAACGGCUAUGCCCAGCAUUUCCCGGUUGCAACGUAUGGUAGAAGCAGCCUGGGCGCAAGGUUUCGACAUUCAAGGUUCGGAACAACUUGGUUGUAAGCUUUAUAACACGCGCAAAUGGAUUGGUGCAACCGAAAUCGUGACUGUACUGUCCUGGUUGCGCAUCCGGUGUGAAUUGGUCGAUUUUCACCGGCCCACCUCAGUUGAUGGACGCCAUCCGGAGCUGUUUAACUGGGUGCUGCGCUACUUCGAGGAACCGCGCAUACAUACUCCACCAUUGUACCUGCAACACCAAGGUCACUCGCGCACAAUAAUAGGAAUCGAACAGCGUACCUCUGGUUUGUCAUUGCUAGUGCUCGAUCCAAGCCACGGUCCUCGGCAAGUUGCAGCGCUCGGUUCAUCACAGGAUUCAUUGCGCUUGAUACGCAAAAACUCUGCCGCGAUGCGUGCUCCACAGUACCAGGUCGUAGCAGUAAAAGGACUGAUCGAUACCGAGGAUCAGUAUCAGGCUAGCAAAGUGUUGAAAUCAUUACGCAUUCCCCCUGACCGUUGACAAGCUCCGGCGUGCUUCCGGUCAGUUCGUCCUAGAGCAACAGCAGCACAACGUUUUAACUCCAAGCACUACUGCUACAAUAAUGUCUACCUUAAAAAGGGUCUGCACGCGCAGCAAAAAGAAGUGAUCGAAAUCUGUUUUAGUUUUGAUAAUAUCCUAAACGUAAGCUUAUUCGUUUAAAUGCGAUUGCAAGGGAAAAAUGUGCACCGUAAACUAAUAUGCACGGCGACAGCAAAGCUAACAGGAAUGCAUUAAUGAUAAGAAUACAGUAGAAAAUGUGCACGUUUAAAAAGAAACAGUACUAUCGUUGGGGCAAUUUUCGAGAGUUCUUCUUGUGUUACAUUGUUUUUGGGUAACAAAAAAAAAAACGAACGAAAAAUGAGUGUACAGGGAAUCAUGGUAAUUUUCUUUAGGAAGCCUUUCACGCCACGAAAAAAUUAAAACAAAGCUGUUAUGAACAAUUUUGUAGGAUCCUAUCUUUUGUUAAGAAAUAAUUUUAAAGUAUUUCAAUAAGUAGAAUAAUGGAUUUGUCUCUCUUCAUUUUUUGUAGCUAUUCGACGUUUGUUGAGUUUGGCCUGCCAUGCCUAAUGGCUGACUAUCUUGUAUAUUUGAUUAAAGUUUAGCCGAAUGCUCUGUUUUGCGUUUGAAGUACACAGUACAGUUGAGAUUUGAACCCACUUCGGUGUGAGCUACGUUUAGGAUCAACUACUAUUCUAUUUCACUGAUCUGUUAAGAUCAUUCGGUGAUCAGUUCGAUCUAAAUAAUUGUUGUAAGCUCUGAUUCUAUUAUUAUUGGAUUGUGUAAACUUUCCAGCAAGUGUAAGUUGGCAAGAAAAGAAUUGCGUAAGUUGCUCAAGGUAACAGAUACAAAAGUUAAUUUAAAAAAAAACUUGGUUGCUCUCCUUCUCCUUCUCUCUCAGCACAACCAUCCCAUCUAUAGCGUUUGGUUAAAUGGUCCUGCAAAAUAAUUAUCGGUAAAAUCGGGUUCAGAUACGAUGUGAUGUUAUUAUGCCAUUCGGACACACUUUGGAACGUAUGCAAAACACAUUUCUAGCCAACACCGAAUGUACACUGUAAUAGGCUAGACUAUGCGCUAACUCGUGAGGAAUUCAAACGAACAAACGAACAAAAAAAAAACUAAAGGUAGCACACACAUGACAAUCCUUUUCCUCCCUGAAACAACUACCGCAUACGAAUUGUAUAGAGAUGCAUAAACGAAAAGCAAACUAUUCAACGUACGCGGCCACAGCAUGAGAAUGAAACAAAAAAGAAAAAAGAAACAACACAACACGUACUAACAACACCUGCAGCAGGAACAAGAGUGAUCCUAGAAAACUUUCAAUUAAAGGAUUGUGAUAUAGACAAAUAUCCACGUGUAACGAGCCGCACCAAAAUGAUGCUGAACCGGCUAAUAGCCCAUUCGCGCGGGGAUAUAAAAUACACUUAUAAAACUAACAAAUGCCGUUUGCACCUAACAAUUGGUUCAAGAAUAUUGGAUAAGCAUUAUGCACGCGAUGGUGAAAUUGCAGAAGAAAACACUACGGUACAAACAUAAUACAAUUCGCAAGAAAGCAAACAAACCUAAAAAAAAACGUUCAACGCCUGUACGUUAUGUACCUUUUUGCCGGGAGGAGUGCUAAAAUUUAAAACUAGUCGAAGAAAAAACGAAGGGCCCAUGGUCGAUUGUCGAUACAGAGGAAGAUGGUUGUAAGAGUUUUCUUAUUCUGAUACAACCGAUUACGUGCACUACAUCCGCAGGCUCAUCGUUUUACAUUGGAUUGCAAUAGUCUUCUACGACAUUAUGUACGAUAUUCCACUUUCGUUUAUGAUACUUGUCGCCAUUUCUUACCAGCAGCUCCAUGCAUAAAUGCAACCUACUCAAACCUAACAAGCAAUACCAAAAACCAUAUUUAGUGACGAUGCAGUGAAUAUCUUAAUAGCUUUAACAUAACGUUUAGUGUGAUCUCUUUUAAGCGUACACAUUUGCUCAGGAGGUAGGGUAACAGAGUUAAUUUGCGGCAGCACUAGGGUGCGUCGUAAGUAAUAUAAUUUUAGACAUUUAAUUUUUUGCUAACAAUUCACACAAUCAUUGCCGUUGUUCUUUUUUGCAGUAAUGAACGUAUGGCAAAGGCGCUUAUACCAAUAAGGGCAUGAUCGAAUGCAAUAGAUGUUGAUCGUGAUUAUUUUUAUACAGCUUUCGGUAGCAUUGUUUUCCUUCAAGAUAAAACUAUCUGCUCUGAUGGUCACAGCAGACAAUGCGAGGAAUUUCAUCCAGUUAACAAUGGUCUCAAGACCAAACCGAAGUGAUUACCGCUUGUACUGUACCUCAUGCAAUGAGGUAUUGAGUGUAAAGCUAUAAAUUGCAGCUAGAAUAUAGAGUAAUGGCAUCGAUUAUUUGCAUAUUACGCGUAGCGGAAGAGGUCAUAGCCUUUUUUUUUAAAUAAUUCCCUCUACUUGCAACAAUCACAGCUUAUCACCGUCCAUGCGCGCCACAUUGUCAUGAAAUAUAUGAGUGUACAUGCUAUUUUGCUGACUGUUUUAAAGAACAUAUGAACAUAAGAAAAACACAAACUCAACGUAACCAUACCAUAAUCAAGGAAUUGAUGGAUAUGCCGCUCCCAUACCGGAACGCCCGUAAAAGUGCUGAGAAUCAAAAGUAGAAUGAAUGGAAAGGUGUUGUAACAUAAUUGCGGCAAGCAAUGCAAAUUAUUUAAAGAAAAACAGUUUUAAUACUCACUCUCUUAGUUCCUACGCCCAGAAUUGCGUUACUUGCCAACUAGCGAAGCGUAACCCGCAGCACUAAACCCUUUCGAAUGCCAGUACUAGCGCGCAAGUUUAAGUGAUAUAUUAAACCGCUAGCGAAAAGCGACAUUGAAACACCAAAGGACGCAACAGAUAAUCGCACCGAACGAAAGCGAACGUAGUUGAAGUUGAGUACUGAGUAUAUAUAAAACAAAUUAAGCGUUAAGGUAACACAACAAAAAAAAAUACUGCAAGUACCUCAACUUGGACCGUCUCACACGUGCGGUAUGCUUUCCAUAGGCGAAGACGAAGCACAUUCGGAUGUAUGUAGCGCUGUAAGCAAGGUAUCUUAAAAUCACAAAUCUUCGGCAGACACGGCGGAAUUGCUGAGCAUCCUUUUUAUGUGCGACGAAAUGGGUUAUUUUUUUACCGAUUCAAUUGCUUUUCCGCUGCAGAACAUAUAAUGGAUAUGAGUUUUAUUUCCAAUUAUUGUGCUACCAAUUGUUUGCAAAGUAUCCAACGCACGGAAGGCUCUUUGGUGUGUUGUAUUGAAGCAGCUUAAAAUGAUCCUUUUGCUCCAUGCUGCAUGCUCUGCUGGCGAUCAUGGAGACAUUUUUGUGUAACUGCUUUUUCAAUAGAAUGUGCUAUAACUUUUGUGAAAUUUUAUUAACAAUGUUGAACACCGAAAAUAGAACGAGAAAUAGUAUGAGACGAAACACUCUGUGAAUACGAUAAUGUAGAGUGCAAUACAAAGAGUAUUGGGAUAGGCUAAGUCGGUGACGAGAAAAAAGGACACAAUGAGAUAAUAAGUAAACACACAAGAAAAUGCUGUUUAUUUUUGUAUGAAUGAUACCUAAACUUAUAUAGUUCCAUCAUUAUUGUAUUAGUAGCUAGAAGGGGAAAAAAAAUUAACGAAAGGAAGAAUGCACAAUCACGCACGCACGCAAUACACUGCGCCAAACAGGACAUGUGCAGUGGCAAGCAGAUAAGGAUAUUACAAUAGUGGCAAACAAAUAGUCGACCUGCAUAGAAACUGUAACACGUGAUCGUGAAAACCUUAAACCAAUUUACGUAAAAUGUAACACACAUACAAAACAAGAUAAUGGUAAAUAGAGGAGCAAAGACGAAACUCGAAGCAGAAAUGCGCCAUCCGGUCGUAACUGUCGGCUAGAAUGAAGCGCUGUAUCAUUUAAUUGUACCAUGUUUUAUGUGAUUGUGUACAAUUGGCUUUCGCGCAAAGGCACAAGCUUCUCUUCACCCGUAAACUCGUAACCAAAAUAAUAACCCCGUAAAGAAAAUAUCGUUGGAUUGCAACACGUAAUUCGUUUAGUAACACGAACACAAACGUACCUAGUUCAAAUGCUUCAUUUUAUCCGUCGAUUUAAGGAUUCGGUUGUGUGUUGAAACGUUUCACGAUUGCACCGAUUGAUCGUAACAUUUGUUCGUUUUUUGUAAAACAAUAAUCUCAACAUGGAUUUAUCUGUGCCUACCGUACCGGCGGGAGUGCUGCACAUGUGCAUUGCCAGGUGUACAUAAAGGGAAGAAGCAUUAGAAAGACAUGUAAAACUAGAUUACAAACGUUUGAAAGAGCGCUAAAUUCGUUUCAUGGUGUUGAUUUCUUUUGCAUAAAGUUAAAACAGAGCGAAGCGAAUAUGUAAAUGAAAAGAAAAAACACACAGAAGUAGAAAGGAGAUAAAUCAAAUGAGAAUGCAAACUGAUGCAAACAGGAUACGAAUUAUAAACGUUCUUUUUAAACAGCAAAAUAAUAAUAAAAAAAAACAUGUCCUUAA
Molecule: messenger RNA, 8174 nt
Organism: Anopheles funestus (African malaria mosquito)
Lineage: Eukaryota; Metazoa; Arthropoda; Insecta; Diptera; Culicidae
Product: zinc finger-containing ubiquitin peptidase 1-like
Exons: 6
Coding region: 1001-3643 (880 amino acids)
Biological process (GO): regulation of gene expression
Cellular component (GO): nucleus
Source: RefSeq, a predicted model, not a curated record